AUGGAAAAGGUUUGGUUCAAGCUUCGUCAAACAUUCUACGCGCCUCCAGAAAUAGAGUCAAUGGGUACGGGGAAAGAGACAGCCCCGCUGUGUCUGGACAUCGAACCGUUUCCCCAGAACAUGCCCGUCUACUCCACAAACGCUCUGACAUUUUCGUGGGAACACGGGCGGGCUGUCGAGUACGGCGGUGUGCUCGGCGUGGGCGCUCCCGUCUUGGCUGCUGCGGGGGUACAGGUCACGGCCAAGGCGGAUGUGAAGACCAUCUUCAGGGCUUCUGUCUCCAACUGCGAGAAGUACGAGAGGCUUGAUACGUAUUUGGUUCAGGUCACCAAGGCGUACAUUGCAGAUUGCUUGGAGAGAGACACGGUGGCAAAGUAUGUGGAGGAUAGUUCGAGCCUGGGGGCCUGGUCCGCAUUUGUCAUAACUGGGCUGAAGAUUGCGUGGGCGGGCUCAAGGUCGACUUCUUCGUCUCAUGGGAUUGGAUAUGGUUUUGGUGUUAAAGCGGGAUUGCCAACUGUUGCCUCUGUCCGGGCCGAACCCAGCUCUGACUUUGUCUGGUCAAUACGACUUGCCAAGGUCCACAAGGGCAUUCUGAUGAAAGACUGGUCUGUCGGCCCAUACACGAAGAAAGAGACGUUCAACAACCGUGAAGAUGAGAUUGAUGUUGAGCGAAUCGUCUCAGCUGAGGGUCUGACGCCUACAGGUAUACUAGAGGACGAAGUGAAUGAUGAGGCAUUCGUUGCACUGCCCGAGCAGAAUCAGUCGUAA
Molecule: messenger RNA, 768 nt
Organism: Colletotrichum godetiae
Lineage: Eukaryota; Fungi; Ascomycota; Sordariomycetes; Glomerellales; Glomerellaceae
Exons: 4
Coding region: 1-768 (255 amino acids)
Source: RefSeq, a predicted model, not a curated record